Trichechus manatus latirostris (Florida manatee) is the source of this 2060-nucleotide messenger RNA. RefSeq names its product CCZ1 homolog, vacuolar protein trafficking and biogenesis associated (gene CCZ1). The coding region runs from base 314 to 1756 and encodes 480 amino acids. NCBI's taxonomy places the organism in Eukaryota, Metazoa, Chordata, Mammalia, Sirenia, Trichechidae. The record is from RefSeq and is a predicted model, not a curated record. Gene Ontology annotation, biological process: vesicle-mediated transport. The transcript is spliced from 15 exons. Gene Ontology annotation, cellular component: intracellular membrane-bounded organelle; Mon1-Ccz1 complex.
CUACACCUGCUUCCAUUUCCCUUUAAACACGCAGCCCUUGUGAUUAGCCAUAACAGAAAUCUGGGAGAAACAAAAAAGAUCACAUCUUCCCCCUGAUUCUCCUUCACUCUCUUAUAAAAACCCCACAACACAAGAAACACUCGGGAACCAACAACCCCACGGUGACGGGAGGGAGGCUGCGCUGCAGAUUCUUCUUCCGGGCUGGCGGUGACUACUUCCGGAGCGACGGCGCGCGAGGCGGAAGUGCGGGCUUUUCGCGGCUGCUGUCUCUGGGCGGGCGGAGGGAGGCUCCCGAGGCGGGGGCCGGCCCGGGAUGGCGGCAGCGGCGGCUGGGGCCGCGGCCUGGGCAGCCCACGAGAAGCAGUUCCCGCCGGCGCUGCUGAGCUUCUUCAUCUACAACCCGCGCUUCGGACCGCGCGAGGGAGAGGAGGAAAAUAAAAUUUUGUUUUAUCAUCCAAAUGAAGUAGAAAAGAAUGAAAAAAUUAGAAAUGUUGGGUUAUGUGAAGCUAUUGUACAAUUUACAAGGACCUUUAGUCCUUCAAAACCUGCAAAGUCUUUACAUACACAGAAGAAUAGACAGUUCUUCAACGAACCAGAAGAAAAUUUCUGGAUGGUCAUGGUUGUUCGGAAUCCUAUAAUUGAAAAGCAAAGUAAAGAUGGAAAACCAAUUGUUGAAUACCAAGAAGAAGAGUUGUUGGACAAGGUUUAUAGUUCAGUGCUACAACAGUGCUACAGCAUGUACAAGCUUUUUAAUGGUACAUUUCUGAAAGCCAUGGAAGAUGGAGGUGUCAAGCUCCUAAAAGAAAGAUUAGAGAAAUUCUUCCACCGGUAUCUGCAGACACUUCAUUUGCAGUCAUGUGACCUGCUUGACAUUUUUGGUGGAAUCAGCUUCUUCCCAUUGGAUAAAAUGACUUAUUUGAAAAUCCAGUCCUUUAUUAAUAGAAUGGAGGAAAGCUUGAAUAUAGUCAAAUACACUGCCUUUCUCUACAACGAUCAGCUCAUCUGGAGUGGAUUAGAACAGGAUGACAUGAGAAUUUUAUACAAAUACCUCACCACAUCUCUAUUUCCAAGGCACAUUGAACCUGAGUUGGCGGGUAGGGAUUCACCAGUAAGGGCAGAAAUGCCAGGAAAUCUUCAACACUAUGGAAGAUUUCUUACUGGACCCUUGAACCUUAAUGAUCCAGAAGCAAAAUGCAGAUUCCCCAAAAUUUUUGUAAAUACAGAUGACACUUAUGAAGAGCUCCAUUUAAUUGUUUAUAAGGCCAUGAGUGCAGCCGUGUGCUUCAUGAUUGAUGCCGCCAUACAGCCUACGUUGGAUUUUUGCCGAAGACUGGACAGCAUUGUUGGGCCUCAGCUCACGGUGCUGGCAUCUGACAUUUGUGAGCAAUUUAACAUCAACAAAAGGAUAUCUGGGUCUGAAAAAGAACCCCAGUUUAAAUUUAUCUACUUCAACCAUAUGAAUUUAGCAGAGAAAAGUACAAUUCACAUGAGGAAAACGCCCAGUGUGUCACUUACGUCCGUUCAUCCUGAUCUCAUGAAGAUUCUAGGUGACAUCAACAGUGAUUUCACUAGAGUGGAUGAAGAUGAAGAAAUCAUCGUGAAAGCGAUGAGUGAUUAUUGGGUUGUUGGGAAAAAGUCUGAUCAGCGGGAGCUGUAUGUUAUUUUGAAUCAAAAAAAUGCAAACCUGAUUGAAGUAAAUGAAGAGGUGAAGAAACUUUGUGCAACGCAGUUCAAUAACAUAUUCUUCUUGGAUUGACUGAUAACCGGCUCCCUGGAAAUACCUUUAAAGAAACAACUCAGCCAACAUUUUGUUUACCAUUGCCAGUUAUUAGUCAUAUUGGUGACUGGAUUAAUGACAAUAGUAAAGCAAUACUUGCUUGGAAGAAUCCGAUUUCUACUCAGUCUCUAAACUGAUGAUCCCCGGAGAUUUUUAGAUUUUACAUAUUUAUGUGGAAUUAAUUCAAGGUAGUCUGCGCCAUCUCUCUCAUUCCAUUCUUUUGACAUUAUGUGAAUAUUUUACUGGAAAAUAAGGCUAAUAAAUUGUUAAAGUUUUUAAAAUU